AUGCCACUCAUCAAAGAUCAUGGUCGCCAGUACGACGUCGUUGUCUUUGGAGCUACUGGUUAUACUGGGAAGCUCACAGCUGAGUACAUCACGACACACUUGUCAACCGAUCUCAAAUGGGCGGUUGCAGGACGUAAUGAGUCCAAGUUGAAAGAUGUUGUUGAAGAAUGCAAGAAGAUCAACCCUGACCGACUUGCACCUGCCAUUGAGAUUGCGAACCUGAAUGACCAAGAGUUGAGCGAACUCGCCAAGAAGACUUGUGUCCUCCUCACCACCGUUGGGCCAUACAGUCUCUAUGGCGAACAUGCUUACAAGGCAUGUGCUGAGGCGGGUACUCACUAUGUGGACGUCACGGGUGAAGCUGCCUGGGUUCACAAAAUGAUCAAAAAGUAUGAGGCAACAGCCAAGAAGACGGGCGCCAUUCUCAUCCCACAAGCUGGAAUUGAGUCAUCUCCCGCUGAUCUCAGCACAUGGGCGUUGGCCAAGGCAAUUCGUACUGAGCUGGGCUCUCAGACAAAGGACGUGACCAUAUCUCUUCACGAAGUCAACUCUUCACCCUCCGGAGGCACUCUUGCUACUGCUCUGAGUAUCUGGGAUGUUUUCACACUCAACGAGAUCAAAGAGGCCAGCAGUCCAUAUGCGCAAUCGCCUAUUCCCCAUAAAGAACCGAAAAGACCCAAAAGCUCUAUCCUGCAAAUGAUUCUUGGUGUUGGAAGUGUACCGAAUCUGGGACUCUUGACUACAUCUGUAGCAGGCUCGACUGAUGUUGCAGUCGUUGAGCGUACUUGGGGUCUGUUAUCUGAGACGCCAUCCCGAAAAGAAGAGUUCUAUGGUCCUAAUUUUGUCUGGCAAGAGCGCAUGAAAGCCCGUAACUGGCUUCAUGGAAUCUUCAUUCAUUGGCUGUUAAUCAUCGGUGGUGUUUUGCUUGUCUCAGUUGCGCCAUUGAGAGAGUUCCUCAAGAAGCGAGUGGUUCAGCCUGGUCAAGGUGCUAAUCGCGAGGAGACAGCGAAGGACUAUGUCGAAUACCGUGGCAUUGCUCAUCCUGACUCUAAGGAACAUGCUGGUAAAGCUGCUUUUAGUCGCAUGUGGCAUCAUGGUGGCAUGUAUUUAUUGACUGCUGUUCUCCUUGGUGAGAUUGCUGCCACGAUCCUCGAAGACCCAAUUGAGCUUGAUGGAGGAUCUUAUACUCCUGCAUGCUUGGGCCAAGGCCUGAUCGACCGAUUGGAUAAGUCAGGGCUUAAGUUGGACGUCAAGAUUAUUGACGAGUAA
Messenger RNA from Fusarium coffeatum, 1269 nucleotides. RefSeq lists its product as uncharacterized. Gene Ontology annotation, cellular component: lipid droplet; plasma membrane; mitochondrion. Lineage: Eukaryota; Fungi; Ascomycota; Sordariomycetes; Hypocreales; Nectriaceae. Gene Ontology annotation, biological process: glycolipid biosynthetic process. Bases 1 to 1269 code for a protein of 422 amino acids. The record is from RefSeq and is a predicted model, not a curated record. The transcript is spliced from 5 exons.